GGAAAUGCCCUUCCCUCCCCACGCUGUGUAUGCAAGCUGGAGGCCAGGCUCCGCAAUGAGCCACAUGCCCUGAGUUUUAAGGGUGCUGCUCCCCCACCCUCCCAGGCCAGGCCGAGCUCCCAUUCAAGUGGCAUGGGGAGGGAGGCAAAGUGGGAGCUGGUGCUGCAAAAUCACCUCUGCCCUGGGGAUAAGCGGCCUCCCCACAUGGGAUCCCCAGCUCAGGUUGCGGAUACCUGUGCCAGUCACACGUGUCUCGGAACCCUGGAGUGGCUUCCCACGCAGGUAGGGGUGUUUCUGCAGUGGGUGGGGAGCAGAGAGGAGGGUGGAAAAUGGGAUGUGAUCCAAACACAAUCCCACUGAGUGGAUGGGCACCAACCUGGCUCACAGCCAUGCUGCCCCCAGCAGUCUGCAAGUGCCCUGCUGUGAUCACACAUGCUGCGGAGGGUGCUGCCUUGGCCCCCCCUGUUCUGGCACCCCUGCAGGCAGUAACCAGACUUUUGGUGUCCAGUCAGUACUUCUGACCGGACACUGUACAGGUCCCCUUUUGACUGAACUUUCCUGUCAAAACCCAGACACCAGGCAACCCUAUCUACCAGAGUUACUGUGACUAGGAAUUAUCUUUUCUUCACUAUAGUUUUCCCAUGAAAAUAAACUAAUGAGACUCUUCUCUUCAGGGUCUACUUUUUUACCCUUGCUACCAUGCUGUUGUCUCCUUUUUCUCAUUCCUGCUUCUCCUUCUCCUCCCUAAGAUAAGUACAAGUGCUGUUUGGAAACUAGGUAGUUGUAUUUAUUUCUCUGGUCUUGCUCUCCAAACAUGAGCACAGCUCACUUAUAUCUUAUCAAUUUAACAGGCUGUGUCUGAUGUCCUGAAAACUGGAGUGAGUGCAUUAUCGUAGUGUUCAGAAGGCAGCAAAAUGAGUUGUGUGAUCUGAGGCUGUGGCUGCAUGUGCUCAUGAUAUACUGAUCAAGCCAUUUGUGAAUUGAUAGAUCAAGCAAAAUUUCUUGAAGCUUGUAAUCACAUUUAUGAUCUGGAGCAAUCUGAACAUAAGACUGAAAUAAAGAUUGACUUACUUUACAAAAAAGUAGCAGAAAGAAUGUGGUCAGUUGUGCAAGAAGCAAUCAGUGGAAGCGAUAGUACAUUACUGGAGCCACUGAAAUCAGUAGGUGAAUCACUGAAGUGGGAAAAAGAGAAAGAAAAAGAAUGGUUUGACAGUGUCAAAGACAUGGAAUCUGUUUCAACCUGGAGCCCAAAAUACUGGAAUAAAGAUCUCGAGAAACUGCUAAUGGAGUGCAUGGCAACACAGAUUCCCUCCUUCGUGUCUGCUAGCAACACAGAUGAGUCUGCAUUAAAAGAUCAUCUGAGUCAGUUGGAAACCACAAUUUUUCCCAACCUGAGAUGCAAAAGAGAUGACUUCAAAGAAGCAGGAUUGCUUACUACCUAUACAAAAUGUUGUAAUGCCUGUUUGUCUUCUUACCUUUCCACACUUACAGGCGGUGAUAUGAGCUUCAGCAAAUGUCUUCUCAUUUAUGAAUGGGGCUUUAAUAUGUACAGAAGUGAGAAGCUCCUCAUGCCCUGCUGGACUCCACAGCAGAUGCUCUUAGCUGAUGCAUAUGUUCUCAAGUGGAAUUUUUCAAAUGUGGAGGAAAAGCUGCUCACAGUCAUCCAGAAGGAAGUAAGAGAAGCGCUCAGACAAGUAAUUACCGCGAGGGGAAAACCCUAUACAGACACUACAAUCAUUCAGGUAUUAACAAGGAGGGCACAGGCAGUCCAGCAUAUCAGUGAUACCAUAAAAGAUAAGGUGGAAGCUGUAUGUUUGGGAGAAUUUCUGCAUUUUCUGCAUAGCUAUAAACAUGAAGUAAGAAGCCUUCUCCAACUUGACACCUUUUCUGAGACCGACAGCAAUCUGCAAAUACUUGAGAACUGCUGCAUUUUCAGAGCUGCUUGGCAUAAGCUAAUGUACAUCUAUCAUGCUAGUGCUGACACUGAUGCUAAAGUGAAGGAAUUUAUAGACAGUACAGAAGAACAGAGUAGAGAACUUCUUCUGCAGGCAAUUACUUCUAAAGUCAAGGCGGCACUGAAGGCUCACUUCAGAAAAGGUCAUAGUGAUUUUGACAGAUUUCUAGACUGCUUACGGUCCAGUUUUUCAAGGUUUGAGAUGAAAAAUACAGAGACCUAUGAGACCCUCAUCCAGACUGUCCAUCACAACAUUAUCACUGAGUAUGUUCAGGCUCUCCUAACUGCUUCUGGGAAGUCAUCUUCUGCAAAGCGGAGGAAAAUUGCCAACAAAAUUGAAGCAGAUCACAGGGCAAUGCAAACACUCUUUGAAGAAUGCUUCGGCCCUAGAACUGCUUCACUGGAUGAUCCUAUUGAAGGAAUCCUAGAGUUUAUUCUACUUACUGACAUCGAAGCAAUGAAAAUACAGCUUGUGAUUCUUGUCCACAAGUUUCCAGAUAUAAGGAAAGAACAUCUGAAUAUAAUCUUGGACAUCAAAGGAACUCUCAGUUGGACAGACAGAAAUGCUGUGUUGGAGGUGGUUUAUGAUAAUUAUGUGGAAGCUGAAAGAGGACAAAAGUUGUUUUUUGACGAGAUAGAAAUAAAGGUUGGAAAAUAUGGAGUCUGUGGCUGCUGCUGCUGCUAUUAGGAAAGGUCUAAUAUGGAAAGUCAGAAGCCACCCUCCUCGCCUGUGUCACAAAGGUUCCAUCAUCAGCAGGCAACAUCUGAGAUCACAGCUACUUGAAAGUUGCUCGGAAUGGCAAACCGUAUUUGUCUGCUGAAAACAGCCUGUAGGCCAUGCGAGACCAUGUGCCAGAGCGUUUCAAGACAAGAAGAUCACAUAAACCCAAACCAUGGUUCCCUGCAUGAAGUCCAACUGAAAAGGGGAAUGCACAGGGGUUAGAAUCCUCCCUCAAACCUGCAGCUAGAUUCUUGCUUAGCUGGGCUAUGGCUGCUAGGAAGAGAAGCACUGGAGAGAGCCACAUCUUGCUUCAUAGGGGAUUGGGUCAGUAAGCCCCUGCCAUUUCCCCAGUCCUUCUACAAUGCUCCUUUCCACAGUCCUGCACAGAGAGCCACUAUGUAGCAUGCUCUGUGGCAUGCAGAGGGCUGCGGAAGCCUUUUGGCGCAUGGUUACUACCUAGCAUCCUGCUCAGCCGGAAGGUGGCAUUUCCAUAGCAUUUGGGGCCUUGCAGGCCCCCAGAGGGGAAGCAGGAUGUGGCACUUAGCUUUUGUGUCCCAUUCAGUUGCUUAAAUGGAAAGCCAUACUAAUAACACAGAACUUACAUCAAUCCCCAGUAGCCCAUUACAAUGGAUUGUGGACAUAGUGUAAUUAGUAUCUUAGUUUUAUAACUGGCUUCAGAGCUGAGUUUGUCUUUCCAUCCAUAUAACUCAGUUUACCGAAAAUUUCCCCUGCUGUAAUACUCUCAUUUCUUUAACAUGGGAAUUUUUGCUGUGGAAGUCUCAUGUGCAGUGGACUGUUAAAAUAGCUGUUUCCACUCUGGGUCGGUGUGAACUUCUUUCAGAUGUGAAUAGACAAGAAGUACAGUAUGGGAAAAUAAUAGCCCUUCUUUUUGCCCAUGUAUAGGCUGGUCAUAAUCUCAGAGCUGGAUUUGGUUCAAGGCCGCAUUUGCUAUUGUGUUAAUAUA
Messenger RNA from Caretta caretta (loggerhead turtle), 3639 nucleotides. Its product is annotated as exocyst complex component 3. Gene Ontology annotation, cellular component: exocyst. Gene Ontology annotation, biological process: exocytosis; exocyst localization. Gene Ontology annotation, molecular function: SNARE binding. NCBI's taxonomy places the organism in Eukaryota, Metazoa, Chordata, Testudines, Cheloniidae. The record is from RefSeq and is a predicted model, not a curated record.